Molecule: messenger RNA, 3366 nt
Organism: Adelges cooleyi (spruce gall adelgid)
Lineage: Eukaryota; Metazoa; Arthropoda; Insecta; Hemiptera; Adelgidae
Product: constitutive coactivator of PPAR-gamma-like protein 1 homolog
Exons: 16
Coding region: 278-3184 (968 amino acids)
Cellular component (GO): nucleus
Source: RefSeq, a predicted model, not a curated record
AAGCCUUUCCCGGCCUGCUGCUCCCUUGACAAAUUUGUUAUUAUAUUGUACCGAUGUAUUAUUGAAGUUUUCAGUUUUAAUGUUUCAUUUACUAUGGUUUUUGUGUCAAAAUUUAUACUUAAUUCAUACGUGAUUGUAUAAAAUAUCAAAAGUGAUAUGCUUCCGUAUGUCUGUUGUGUUUGAUUGCAUAUAUUGUUAGUAAAACACUACAGGUAAUUAAAAAAAAAAAGAUAACUUAAUCGCCGGCAUAGAAGCCAUCUUGUGUCGACUAUCAAAAAUGGGUGUUGAAAAACUUUUGGAAUAUCUUGAUAGUGGAAAAAUAGAAGGCAGCUGCAUAAAUGUCAAUCUUACACAAUUGGGACAUACAAUUUCACAGCAACUUGCUAAAAAAGUGGUUAUUCGUAAAUCACAUCUGAAUAUAAACCAAAUGCAAGUAUCAAAAGCUCAGUUUAGCUUACUUGUAGAUGCAGAAUGCUGCUUAGACCGUCUCUAUGGAGGCUAUUAUUCAGAUUGGGUGUGUGGAGGACAAUGGAAUCGAAUGGUAUCAUUUUUGACAAAUUUUGUAAAUAGCUUGAGGCAGUCUAAUGUUCAUGUUGUUGUAUUUUUUAAUGGUGCUUAUGAAGAAGAGCGUUUUAGUGAAUGGACUCAAAAGCAAGAAGAAACCAGGAACAGAGUUAAUGCUGUUUUAAGACAUAUUGCUGCUAAGGGUACGCCACCACCAAAAGUAUGGUGGAUACCUCCAGUAUGUCUCAGAACGGCUGUUAAGCUUUAUUUUCACCAUUUGAAAAUUCCAGUUGUUUGUUCAGUCAAGGAUCACCACCUUGAGUUUAUUACAUAUUGUCGUCAGUAUAAGUUUCAUGGGUUGAUGGCCGACGACGCUGAAUAUUUAGCAUUUGAUCCACCCCGAUUUUUUUCUGCUCAUUCCCUUAAACUUACUAGACAACAAACAUUAGAAGCCAAAGAGUAUGUUGUAUCUCGAUUAAUUGAAGAUUUAAAAUUGAGCAAAGAUAAAUUAUGUGCUCUGCUAUCUCUCUUGGGAAAUUUUGUAUUACCGCAACAUGAACUUUUUGACUACUAUAAACGUUGUGGAAUAAACCAAAUUAUAUCUAAGGUUUCAGGAGAGGAAGUUGUAAAAAAAAUUGUAGAUUGUCUUCAAGAUUUACCAUCUAUAAAAAACAAUUUAGAUGAAAUUGCUGCUCAUAUACUUGGACAUAAAGACGAUAAACGUGUACCAAAGUUAAAGAAAAGUAUGGAAUAUUAUUUGGAUGGUGCCAAAGAAACUUUAAUCAAAAACAAGCCUAAAAGUCUAGAAAAGAACAAGAUCUUGAAAUCCAAAACAAAUAAUUAUGAAACAGUUACUGACAAAGAGUUGAACAAUUUAGGAUCUGAAAAUCUGAAAACGCAGAUGGAGAACUUGAUGUUGUAUGAUGUUAACAAUUCUGAUUCUGGUUCAAUUCCUCAUUGCCUAAAUAAUCAAAUGCCUAUAUCAUCAAAUAAAUUAAUUGAUUUCCAUAUCCCUGAAGUAACUAGAGAUGUACUGAAUACAGCGUAUGAUAGACACACGUCAGGUUUAAUGUCUACUUAUCUAUAUCACAUAUUGACAAAAGCUGAAAUAAAAUUACCUGUUGUAUUAGAAGAUGAAUUAAAUCAUGAAAUACCGAAUAUUCACAUAUUUUAUAGACAAGCUCGACAAAUGGUUUAUGGAAUUUUGUUUAAUCUCCAUCAUGCACAUUAUAUAGCCAAAUCUAACAAUAAUGUUCAAAAAGUUGAUUUACCUGUGAUUCAAGUGCGUGAAUGGAUUAGAGAUAAAACUAAUACUUACAAACGAUACCAUUUAGUAAAAGCGGAACCUUUGGGAUGGGGUGUUCCUACUGUUCAUCGUUUAUGGUUUGGAACAACGCCCGAAGAUAACAUUCGACGUCUCAGAGCAUUUUUAACUUGUAUGCGUUCUGAUACGCCACUUAUGUAUAAUACAGAUUAUGUUCCCCAACACACAUUAAUAAUUGCAUCUGUAUUAAGAUAUAUAAUGUCUUAUACAGAAAUACCAAUGCUUCAAAAGUAUGAACUUGAUGCAUUUAUAAUAACAGCUAUUGCACCAGAGUUAUCAAAAAAUGAGAAUACUCAGGAAUUGCAAGGUACUGUUAGUAUAAGAGGUGUACAGCUAGCCACACUUCUUAUGUGUGGUGUUGAAACUGCCAUGCUAGUUAAUGAUGCAUGUGGUGCUCCUGUCCCAUGGCUAAUGUCAUGUCCAUGGAUGUAUUUUGAUGGAAGACUGUUUCAAUAUCAUUUGGCUAGAGCAUCAACUGCAAGUAAACUUGAAGAUUUGUGUGAAAAUCAGUUUUCCUUAACUAUAAAAGUAGAAAAAAUGCGUCAAGCUAUAUUAGAAAAUCUUGGGGAGCGUUUUCAGUCAAUUCCACCAUAUCAAGGAGCAUUUUUGGAAACCAUUUUCAGUCAGAGAGGAGCCCUUCCUCCUCAGAUAAUAAAUAAUAAUAUUGCUCAAAGUUUGAUGACAUCAUACUCACAACCUCCUAGGCAAAAUCAAUUAGUUAAUCAAACUUCCAAUCGUUUCCGAGAUGUGCAAAGUAUCAGACAAAGAGCUGUAAUGAAACAAUCGUCUGGUGGUCAAUUAGAAGUUGCUGGUGCUGUCGUAGGAAUUUGGGGUGCAAAUUAUAGCAUGACUUCUUCUGGUAGUGCAUACAUGGGUCGAGGUGCCAUGUUGCCUUCUCAACAUAUGAUGCCACAUGCAGGAAGACCAAGUUCUUUAUAUCAACGUGAUAUAGUAUCUAGGCCAGUUUUUAGUACACGCACUUGUUCCAAAACAAUUAGAGGCCGUGGAUCUAGUCACAAAAGUCAGAGCUCAAAAAAGAAAAUAAUUCAUCCUUUUAUCAAGAGAGAUAAUAAUGUGAAAAAGGUUACUUCAAAGGGUCGUGGAGUAACUACAGUUGCCCCAGAUACAGGGGAAACAAUUUUAGCAUCACAAUUAAUAAAAGAAUCCAAAUUGUCCAUAUUAAAUAAAGAUAAUGAGGAUAUUAAGAAUAAUGGUGCUGUAUCAUUUACAAAUGGAAAUUCUUUAGUAGAAGAACAGUUUGAAGAUGCAUCACCAAUAGAAAAUGGGAUAUCUAAUUCUCCAUCUGAAGAUGUAUCAUCAACAUUUAUACAAAAACCGUCCAUAAUAGAUAACUGAUUUUUCACAGUAAAAUAAAUGAUUUUUCAAAAAAUCAUUAUACCAAUUGCUCGUACAUAUGACUUUUGUAAGUACAUGUUAUUACUAAAGUUAAUAAUUAACUUAUUAUUACUACAUCUAUACAUAUAUGUAUGUAUAUAAUUAUUAUUUUUGUAAAUAUAUUUUUUUUUUUUAUUGAUAGA